Molecule: messenger RNA, 2136 nt
Organism: Bufo gargarizans (Asiatic toad)
Lineage: Eukaryota; Metazoa; Chordata; Amphibia; Anura; Bufonidae
Product: protein FAM186A-like
Exons: 3
Coding region: 1-1845 (614 amino acids)
Source: RefSeq, a predicted model, not a curated record
AUGCUGUUCUUCUUCCUGAUGUGGUUUUUGCUUCUCAAGCUGUUCUUCCUGAUGCUUUUUCUCCUGGUGCGUGUCCUUCUGAUACUGAUCUUCCUCCUGAUGCUGUUCUUCUUCCUGAUGCUGAUCUUCCUCCUGAUGUUGUUCUUACUUCUGAUGCUGUUCUUCCUAAUGUUUUCCCCCCUGGGACAGCCUGCCACAGAUACUCCAUCCAGAAGGGACAGCCUGCCACAGACACUACAUCCAGAAGGGACAGCCUGCCACAGACACUCCAUCCAGAAGAGACAGCCUGCCACAGACACUACAUCCAGAAGAGACAGCCUGCCACAGAUAGUACAUCCAGAAGGGACAGCCUGCCACAGAUACUCCAUCCAGAAGGGACAGCCUGCCACAGAUACUCCAUCCAGAAGGGACAGCCUGCCACAAACACUACAUCCAGAAGAGACAGCCUGCCACAGAUACUACAUCCAGAAGAGACAGCCUGCCACAGAUACUACAUCCAGAAGAGACAGCCUGCCACAGACACUCCAUCCAGAAGAGACAGCCUGCCACAAACACUACAUCCAGAAGAGACAGCCUGCCACAGACACUCCAUCCAGAAGAGACAGCCUGCCACAGAUACUACAUCCAGAAGGGACAGCCUGCCACAGACACUACAUCCAGAAGAGACAGCCUGCCACAGACACUCCAUCCAGAAGAGACAGCCUGCCACAGACACUCCAUCCAGAAGAGACAGCCUGCCACAGACACUCCAUUCAGAAGAGACAGCCUGCCACAGACACUCCAUCCAGAAGAGACAGCCUGCCACAGACACUCCAUCCAGAAGAGACAGCCUGCCACAGACACUCCAUCCAGAAGAGACAGCCUGCCACAGACACUCUAUCCAGAAGAGACAGCCUGCCACAAACACUACAUCCAGAAGAGACAGCCUGCCACAGACACUCAUCCAGAAGAGACAGCCUGCCACAGACACUCUAUCCAGAAGAGAAAGCCUGCCACAAACACUACAUCCAGAAGAGACAGCCUGCCACAGAUACUACAUCCAGAAGAGACAGCCUGCCACAGAUAGUACAUCCAGAAGGGACAGCCUGCCACAAACACUACAUCCAGAAGAGACAGCCUGCCACAGACACUCAUCCAGAAGAGACAGCCUGCCACAGACACUCUAUCCAGAAGAGACAGCCUGCCACAGACACUACAUCCAGAAGAGACAGCCUGCCACAGACACUACAUCCAGAAGAGACAGCCUGCCACAGACACUACAUCCAGAAGAGACAGCCUGCCACAGACACUACAUCCAGAAGAGACAGCCUGCCACAGAUAGUACAUCCAGAAGAGACAGCCUGCCACAGAUACUCCAUCCAGAAGAGACAGCCUGCCACAGACACUACAUCCAGAAGAGACAGCCUGCCACAGACACUACAUCCAGAAGAGACAGCCUGCCACAGACACUCCAUCCAAAAGAGACAGCCUGCCACAGACACUCCAUCCAAAAGAGAGAGCCUGCCACAGACACUCCAUCCAAAAGAGAGAGCCUGCCACAGACAUUCCAUCCAAAAGAGACACACUCCAUCCAGAAGAGACAGCCUGCCACAGACACUCCAUCCAAAAGAGAGUCUGCAACAGAUACUCCAUCCAGAAGAGACAGCCUGCCAUAGACACGCCAUCCAGAAGAGACAGCCUGUCACAGACACUCCAUCCAAAAGAGAGUCUGCAACAGAUACUCCAUCCAGAAGAGACAGCCUGCCACAGACACUCCAUCCAGAAGAGACAGCCUGCCACAGACACUCCAUCCAGAAGAGACAGCCUGCCAUAGACACUCCAUCCAGAAGAGACAGCCUGCCAUAAACACGCCAUCCAGAAGAGACAGCUUGCCAUAGACACACUAUCCAGAAGAGACAGCCUGCCACAGACACUCUAUCCAAAAGAAAGAGUCUGCCACAGACACUCCAUCCUGAAGAAACAUUCCAUCCAAAUGAAAGAGCCCACCAAAGACACUUCAUUCUAUACAUAGAUCAUAUCUGUCUCUGUGAGACAUCCAAGGAGUGCUGUUUUCAUCAUUGGAUGUGGAUCAGUCUAGCCAGGUCAAGCAAUUGAGAGAGGCUCUUCCGAGAGGUGCGACGAGGGCCCAGAAGUGUA